This is a messenger RNA of Pygocentrus nattereri (red-bellied piranha), 4164 nucleotides long. It is a transcript of the gene cass4, whose product is annotated as Cas scaffold protein family member 4. Gene Ontology annotation, biological process: cell surface receptor protein tyrosine kinase signaling pathway; cell migration. The transcript is spliced from 7 exons. The record is from RefSeq and is a predicted model, not a curated record. Gene Ontology annotation, cellular component: plasma membrane; cytoplasm. Gene Ontology annotation, molecular function: protein binding. NCBI's taxonomy places the organism in Eukaryota, Metazoa, Chordata, Actinopteri, Characiformes, Serrasalmidae. The coding region runs from base 206 to 2590 and encodes 794 amino acids.
GAUAGAGAGAGAGAGAGAGAGAGAGAGAGAGAGAGAGAGAACACAGCAGAGUUUGUUCUAAUAAAUAAGUGAGUGAAAGUGGAAAUAGACGUGCAGAGAAGGAGUUACGCUCAUAUUGAAGGUCUCCACUCACAGAGGGACGCUGAGUGUGUCUGAGCGCUAAAUGGACCUUUAACUGGAUUGUGUUUGAGUCUGUUAAUCACAGAUGGAGACCCUCUUUGCCAAAGCUCUCUACGACAACACGGCAGAAAGCCUGGAUGAGCUGGCUUUCCACAAGGGCGACAUUGUUACGGUGAUGGAGCAGAAUGUGGAGGGAAGCACUGGCUGGUGGAAAUGCUCUCUACAUGGAAAGGAAGGUUUGGCACCAGCCAACCGCCUGAUGCGCCUUUCGCAAGCAGAGGCUGAAGCGCUGGGUCUCAGAAGCCAGAGCAUCUAUCAAAUCCCCAAAGUGCCACAGCCCUUAGAAGCCAGCCCAACUUAUGAGAUCAUGGAGCGCUUCUAUAAGGUGCCCUCCAUGCAAGCGACUCAAGUCACCACGCCUUUCCCACAGAAACACAAAACACCGGAGGUGCCCGAGGGAACCAUCUCUCCACACAGGGUGGUGUGGCCGUCCGCCGGUCCUGAUUCAGAUGUGUAUGAUGUUCCAAACCUUGCUAGAAACGGCUCCGUAAUGACAGCGGCAUCACCACGGCCUUUAGUACGGAACGUCUCUCUGUUGCCUGCUACAGAGAUCCAGAAGAGAUAUGAAACCAUGGAAAAUAGAAAGUGGAAACGAUGCCAGAACAACGUUUAUGCAGUGCCACCCUCAAUCCCUCAAGAGCCCAACUAUGACAUCCCUGUGCCUUCAAACAGUGAGGCUCAUCAAAGGGUGGCUUGUGGCUACAGCACUAUGCCCAACCUACGCAAAUCCGAAUGGAUCUACGAUGUGCCUGUGGCACCUGAGAAGUCCAGGGGUGAAGCUGUUAACUAUGGCACCAUUCCGUCCAAAUGCACAAAUUCAAGCAAACAACUUUACGACACACUGCCGGCACGAGUUUGGCCUGCAACAUCUGCAAGCUCCCUCUACGACAUCCCAAAAUCUAGCAUGGCUGCGCAACAAAGUGUAGACUCUAGCAAGCCAGGGAAUGAAGGCAUCUAUGAUGUACCACCUGCCGCCAAGCAAAGAGAAACACCUCUGGAGGUUCUACCACUUCAAAAGCAGCAAAACUUAAACCUGAAUGAUUCUGACAAGGGUCCUGUUCCUCUUGAGUACAGAGGUAACAGCAGACCCAUGUAUGACUUUCCUCGAGGGCGCCCAUCAUGGGGCAGAAAGGCAGAAAUGUCCAACCAGUCCCAAGAGGGAGCAAUUAGCGUAGAGAGUGAGGAGAGUGUGGAGAAAGGCAGAGGUCUGUCUGUGCCCAAAAACCAACGUAGCUCAACCGCGUCAACUUCCUCUACCACCUCCAGCUCUUCCAGGAGCUCUUGUGACUCCUUGAUGCUAAGUUCACCUUCUCCCGAGCUUCUAAGAGAGAUCACAGCGCCCCAGGAAGAGGUGUCCCAAAAGUUGUUGGAUCUCCAGGAAGUGGUGUGUAAAGCCAUUCCGAAACUCAUGGACUUUGUUAGCAGCAGUUGGAGAUGCCGGGAGCAUCUUGGCCAGCAUCUCCAGGAAAUCCGCAUAGCAGCUGAGGAUGUGGCAAACUCAAUCAACAGCUUCCUCGAUUUUGCUCUGGAUGUCAGAGGAAACGCCCGGCGGCUGACUGAUUCCAACUUGCAGGCACGGCUCCAGAAACAGCUCUCCAUUGUGGAAGACUCAGGACUCAUUCUUCAGCAGUCUGUGGAAGAUCUUGGUGGCUUGGGGUGGUCUCUAGAUGCUCUGGUUCAGGAUCCUGAAAAGCCACACACUCCAGACCAGCUUGAACGCUUUGUCAUGGUGGCCCGAACGGUGCCUGAAGAUGUGAAGCGUCUAGUGUCCAUCCUCAAUGCUAAUGGAAAGCUUCUGUUCAGAAGCUCUUCAAAGGAGCCAGAGUCAUCAAAGAGCACCAGUCCCGCUGACAGAACAACAAGCCUGGGCAGGAAUGAACCACUGCCAGACUCAGAGGGAGAUGACAAUGAUUACGUGCAACUUCAGACAAAGACAGAGUUUGAGCAGCAACAGCAAAUAAAAGAAAAAGACGACACAAAUGAAGGAAAUAAAGGAAAACAGGUUUCCAAACCGGUGCCUCCCAGACCUCCCAACAAAAGUCCCAGCAAGUCCCAAAUCUCAGACCACUGCCGUCUUUACUUUGGAGCCAUCAAGAAAGCCAUCACUGUGUUUGUUGUUAGCUUAGAAGAGGGCCAACCACCUGAGAAGUUCAUAGCCCAUGGCAAGCUGGUGAUCAUGGUGGGUCAGAGACUGAUGGACUCCCUGUGCUCUGAAGCCCAGAGCAGACCAGACUGUCAGGAACUUCUUUGCAAGAGCAACCACCUGUGUGCCCUGCUCAAGCAGCUGGCUGUGGCUACUAAGAAGGCUGCCAUGCACUUUCCUGACAAAGUGGCCAUCCAGGAAGCAAGAGACUUUGCCAAAGAACUGGCUCAGAGGGCUCAUCACUUUCGCAUGUCUUUGGAUCUCUAAGGUAGUGCUUCUCAGUCCUGGUCCUGGAGCAGCCUUGCCCUGCACUGUUUAGUUAUUUGGAUUAGAUUAUAUUAACGUCAUCAUCCUCUAUAGUGGACAUUUGUCUUUGGGUUCUCCUCACAUAUAUAGACAGAAUAAUAAUCAUCAUUACUAUUAUCUCUAUUUAUAUAACCUGCAUAGCACAUAGUUGGGACACUUUGUGAAAAGUAAAUGAAAACUAAAAAUUCAGGAUUUGCAAAUCCACUGACCUGCAUUCAAGCAAACAGCACAAAGACAGGAUACUUAAUAUUUUACCUUAUGGGCCUAAAUAUAUCAAUCUGAAAUUGGGGCCUACAACAUGCUCCAAAAGCCAUGUGAGACUAGGAACAUCGGGUCUCAUUUACCAUUCUGUUACUUCAGUCUAGGUCAGAUUCAUGAUGUUCUUAAACUGCAGAACUGCCCUCACCUUUGUGCUCUUGUGUGUGUGUGUGUAGAUUCUGUUCUCACCUAAAAACAAACCCCAAAUAAGAAAACAUUGGUGAGUGUCAUCAUCUCAUGAUCUUAAAAUAAAUGUAAAUACUGCAUAAGUGGGUUUUAAGAAGAAAUCUUUGUUGGUGAAUGUGGCCCAUUGAUAAACCGGUGAUGCUUGUUUACACAAGGAGGAUCUGGGAAAGGCCUGGUCAAAAAACAUGAGCAAUUUCAAUGAUUUUAGGCAUUUCACUCUUUAUGAUGUGUGAUGUUAUCCACAUAAAUGUCUGUGCAUAAAGGGCAAGGCUGAAAACCACAAUGCCCAUGACCUUCCCCCAGACUGCAUUAAAAAACAAGCAUGUUUCUGUUUUGGAUAUCCCAGCAUGGGAUUGGGAAUACUUUGACAAUUUGACAAUCCAUAUCCAAGUGAUAUCCAUUACUAACAUCCAUAAAUGCAAGUUAAGGCUGUACUAUGCACAGCGGAAUCCAUACGUCAACAACAUCCAGAAACACCACUGACUUCUCUGGGCUCAGGAUAAUAUAAAUUGGAUUGAUGUACAAUGGAAGUGCAUCACGGUCCGACAAGUCAAUGUCAUGUUGAGAAACAGGGGUCUAUGAAUUUGAUUGAAUACCAGGAUGGUUCAUAUUGCCAGUCAGAAACUUUCUUGCAUGGUAAUGUAAAUAUGGUGAGUUAGAUUUUUUAUAUAUUGACCACUUCUUUGAUAUCUUUUUGGGAUUUCUAUUUCUGUUGCCAGUUCAUGUAUCAAAGCGUAUGAGAAGAUAACGUUUAUCUCCUAAAUGGGCGACUGAUGACAGUUAAGAGUGGUCAACUAGCCUGAAAUAAGAUCAUAGGGACUUUCACCAUUGGUCUAUUGGUAUGGCAGAGCUCACAUAUGCAGUUUGCUUUGUAAGUUUAAUGAGUACAUAGCUAGCCUGACCUACAAAAAUCACAUGUAAGCAAAACCAAUUGCACUUUUUUGAUGUUGAACAUUGUAGGCGAAAUGUUUGUUUGUAUACAGUAGAGGAAAAUACUAUACAUAACUAUUUUUGUACAUUUUGUGACAUUGUAUUGUCCAUCUAAGAACUGUGUAAAUAUUUAGCUGUUUUUCAUUUUUUACUUUUCCUAU